Adineta ricciae is the source of this 4470-nucleotide messenger RNA. Lineage: Eukaryota; Metazoa; Rotifera; Eurotatoria; Adinetida; Adinetidae. The record is from the annotation of a GenBank genome assembly.
AUGUUGACUGCUUUCUACUACUUAUUUCUUUUGUCGACAAGAACCGAGUCUAAUUCUAACUUUUACACGAAUAGUUAUCUUCAGUACGACUGUAUAUACUAUUCUUAUUCAACGGAGUUUUUACUACCAGUGAAAAUAGAAUAUUGUUCUCGAUCGACGACUGAUGUUGAUCUCAUGCCGAUAUCAGAUUUCAUCAAUACUCGCGAUCAAAAUUAUACAUUUCACCAACUAUUUCAAAUCAAUGUCACUGCCUAUGACAUUUUCCAUUGGUCGACCUCCAUCGAUCUCGCCGAACAGUAUCAAGACUAUCUCGAUCAUCACAACACAUCUCUUCAAGCUAAUCAACUAUUCUAUAACUGUACACCACCAUGGUUUGGAUCUCGAUGUCAGUAUUCUUUGGAAUCCGACGAAAUCGAGUCCACUGCUCUCGCUACUGGACACACGUGUUAUGUUCUAUUGGACUGUGAUCGAGGUGGAGCAGCUCUUUGUCUCGACUGGCGAGAAGUAUGCGACGGCCGAAUCGACUGUCUGAACAAUGGUGUUGACGAAGCUGCAUGUUUCGAUCUGGAAAUCAACGAGUGUGAGCCGAAUGAAUAUCGCUGCCACAACGGACAAUGUAUUCCACACUAUCAUCAGACACUUGAACAAAUCACGGCAGAAUGUCUAGAUCAAUCCGAUACAUGGACUGAUUCGCUUUGCCCGAGUUCUCAUUCACCAGCAGGUAUAUUCCAAUGUGAAGAAGUCGCAUGUCCACCUGGUCAGAAGAAAUUCUCAUGUGGCGAUGGACAAUGUGUCGAUGAUUUCGAUGAAUGUAUCAACGGACGACAUCUCUUGCUGUUCGAAUCAUUGACUGUACAAGGAUCCUUACCUGAUGAUUGUUGGUUGGCGAUGGUUUGUCUCACUCGACUAAUGCAUCCUAUCAAUCCAACAUUCUGUAACGGCACAACCAUUCAUCUUUCUCAUCUUCGUGCAUGUGAUCAUCUCAUUCAGUUCCCCAUCAGUCCUGUCUUGUUCGGUCAUGUUCACUUUCUCUACCAACCUAAACAAAUAUUUGAAAUGACCAAUGACUCCAUCCUAUUACCCGACUAUAUUUGCUAUGACGAACAGUUGUGCACUUAUCUUUCGCCAACAUUUCGCCACAGAUCUCAUACAUGUCGUCAUGCUCAUCACAUGGGACUAUCACAAAACACAAAGUAUCAUGGUUGGAAACACAUGAUCCGUGUCAUCAAACCAUACUUUGUUGGUUGUGCUACUCGGUACACAGAUGAAAAACAUUCAUCACUGUAUCAGUGCCGAAACUCUUCGAAAUACAUCUCGAAACAUCGAAUAGCUGAUAACAUCACUGACUGCUAUCUGAACGAUGAUGAGGAAGAUCACGAACUCAGUUGUUUCCUUGAUCAGCCACAUCGGUUCAAGUGUGCGAACGAAAGUCGAUGUCGAUCGCCCAUACUUCAACGAUUGGGUUGUCCUUUGGGUGAAAAUGAGACGAAAACGAUCGACAGUAUCUUGUUCAACCAGAUAUGUGAUGGCGCUGUCGAUGUUUCAGUUGAAGUGUUCGAUCGUCAUGGUCAUACGGAUGAGACUGAUUGUGAGCAUUGGCCAUGUAGCAAUGUGUAUAGCCGAUGCGAUGGUUUCUGGAAUUGUCGUAAUGGUGAAGAUGAAGAAGCGUGUCGAGCAUCGAACUGCUCUCGUGGUUUAUUUGAAUGUAUGUCACCACUCAACUAUACGAUGAUAUGUUUAGCAGCUGAUAAAGUUCGAGAUGGGACAGUUGAUUGUGUUGGAGGAUUAGAUGAACCACAAUUAUGUCAAAGUACGAAUGCACAAAGCGAAAGAUUGUACCGAUUUAGUUGUUUGGAUGGGCGAACGUGUAUUGAACCUUACGUAUUAUGUGACUCGGAUGGCGAAUUAGUUAAUGAGGAAGAGCUAUGCACGGAAUGGAUCGACUAUGAUCUCAGUAUAAUCCAAGAUAAUAUUUGCCAUGCUAUUGGAUUAGAACGCGCUCCAUUUCCUCUAGAAACGUCUGAAGUGUAUCCAGCACCUGAAAAGAAAGUCAUCAUUCCUAAUAUUGAACCGGCCCGAAGGCCGAUAAGCGUGUACUCCUUAUCUCUGCAUUGUGUACGUGGCUUGCCCAUUCAUGUUUGGCUAGGAAACGAUACUCAAACUGCGAGGUGUAUGUGCCCGCCGAAUUAUUAUGGAGAUCGUUGCGAAUAUCAAAGUCAACGCGUAAGUUUGGUGCUAACACCAUCAUCUGUGAACAUGUACCACACAUACAUUAUUUUCACGAAACUAGUUGAUGACGACUUGCAGGACAUACAAUCAUAUGACCAAUUCCUGUAUGUCUCUCAAAGUAGUUGCAAAGAUCCGUUCGAUAGGUAUCUAUUAUAUUCUUCCAGACCAAAAAAUAUUUCAAAAACCUACAGCAUUCAUAUUGAUGCGUAUGACAAGAACUCUACGCAAUACCUUGCUAGUUGGUUUUACAGAGUUCCAUUUCUGUUCCUUCCGAUUAAUCGACUAAAUAUUUUGCUAACGCUGGACAGCCGAAGAGCAAUGAGUCCUAGCUCUUGCUCUUUGAAAUGCAAUCAUGGUAUCUGCAUGAAAUAUAACAACGAAGAAAAAUACUUCUGCCGAUGUAAUCCAGGGUGGUCCGGUGCUCGAUGCCAUAUUCAAAUCAACUGUAGUGACUGUUCGUCAGACUCGCUUUGUGUUGGUCAAAUCCAUAAUCGAUCGAUCUGUAUUUGUCCUCUCGGAAAAUUCGGUAAUCGUUGUCUACUGAAACAUUCAUGUCCAGCAAAUUAUUGUGAAAAUAAUGGUCAAUGUAUAGUUACAGGUGAGCAUAUGAUCAAUGAAAAUUAUCAAUGCUUAUGUUCUGAACAAUUUCAAGGCGCCCGAUGUGAAUAUCCCAAAUCAAUAUUGAGGAUUUCCUUCCACAGUUUAGACCUGUCAACUUAUUUGAUAAUUUACAUUUAUCAGUCUCUUUAUUUAUAUCCAAGACACCCACAUGCUAUCAUACUGAAAAGACUAAGUAUAAGUGAUAAGAAUCUAACAGUACAUAUAGCAUCUCCUUUUCAAAUGGUUUAUGUCCUUAUCAACCGUAACUAUUAUUUGGCUGUCAUUCAACAAUCACAAGUAUUUAACAUUUCAGCUACAGUUGAUUCAACCCGUCGUUGCCCACCUGUUCAUCAACUACUCUCUUCCGGACAAACUAGAUUACCCAGAAUCCAACGAGUCAAACAUUAUCAUACACUAUGUCAACAACAUCCCAGUCUGAAUUGUUUCUUUGACGAAUCGUACAUGUGUCUAUGCACGACGGAUCGUCAUGCCCAUUGUUUUCCAUUCAAUCAUAAGCCUAACUUUGAAUGUCAAGAAAAUGUUCAUUGUCUCAAUGGUGGACAAUGCUUACAAAACCAUCCAUAUUGUCCUGUUACAACCGUAUGUGAAUGCAAUGACUGUUACUUUGGAGAUCGAUGUCAGUUCUAUGCGAAAGGGAUCGGUCUGACGCUUGAUGAUCUUUUUCGCUACGAAAUUCGACCGAAUAUUGAAAUGAGUGGACAGUCGCCAAUAAUCAAAGCAAGCAUAUUUUUCACCUUUGCCAUAUUUACUGUUGGUCUGGUCAAUAGUGUUCUUUCGUUUGCUGUCUUUUACCGGCGAAAACAUCGUACAAUUGGAUGUAGUGUCUAUCUUUUGACAUUAUCGGUCACAUCAUUCUUUACUUUUGCAAUAUUAAUGGCAAAACUUUGGUUUGUUAUAAUCACCCAAAUGAAUUUAAUAACACAAUAUAGUGUUCUUCGUUACGGGUGCUUAUUGAUCGAACCUAUACUUAGAUUAUUUUCCUCGAUGAAUUAUUGGUUGCAUGCUGCUAUAUCGAUUGAACGUACAAUGGCUGCAAGAAAUUCAUCAAGCUUCAACAAACAUUCGAGUCUUAAACGCGCCCAAAGAUUUGUGUUUUCACUACCGUUGGUAGUUGCAGGCGUGAGUAUAUAUGAAAGUAUAUCUCGUGACUUACAUUAUGAUGCUGAGGAAAAUCGUUUUUGGUGUUUUACUCUUUAUUCAUCAAUUUUAUACUACUAUACAAUGACUGUUGCAUUUAUUCACAUAGGGGCACCGUUUUGCAUUAACUUUUUCGCGGCUAUUUACAUCGUUAUCGUAAUGGCUCGUGAAAGAGCAAAAGCUCGAAAGUAUAAAUCUGAAGGUCAACAUUUUGUAGAUCAAUUGUACCAUCACAAGGUUUUAUUUACAAGUGCACUGAUGCUUGUAGUUUUAACUGUUCCUUUUCUUGCAAUCUCAUCAUUACUUCGAUGUGUGAAAGAAUCUCGAAAUGCAUGGUUAAAUGUAACAAGUUAUUACAUUUCGUUUGUUCCAACAACGUUAACGUUCGUCAUCCAUAUUAUGCCGUCGUCUGUGUACAUGGAAUAUUUUCAUAAACAGAUCAAAAAAUGGCGUGGAAAGUGUAAGAGAAAUCAAUACGUCUAG